Molecule: messenger RNA, 1260 nt
Organism: Porites lobata
Lineage: Eukaryota; Metazoa; Cnidaria; Anthozoa; Scleractinia; Poritidae
Source: the annotation of a GenBank genome assembly
GAAAAAAACAUCACUCACUCCUCGAACGUAACCCUACUCCCACAACCAAGCAGAUCAGAUGCAGUCAUUAUCCCACUAGACCUCAAGAUUGGCCUAACGUCAGCAUAUGUGGUGAUUUUCUUUGUAGCUCUGUUUGGUAACUCGGUCGGUCUCUACGUGGUGUUAAAGAAAUUUUCAUCUACCAGCGUGACGAACCUGUUCAUUAGCAACAUGGCCGUUGCAGAUCUGCUCCUAACAACCACGAUUAUGCCAUUUUCGGUCGCCUUUUUGUACCGUGGAAGUCUUUGGAUCGGAGGAACGUUGGGUAGCAUUACUUGCAAAGCGUUGUUUUAUGUCAUGCCAGUUUUUAUUUCCGCGUCUGUUUUCACAAUGAUGCUGAUUUCGUUUGACAGAUUCUACGCCGUAUUUUUUCCCUUGAAAGAGAAAUUCUUCCAAAAGCCAAAAGUCUUGUCAGCAAUUAUAUGGAUUUUAUCUUUUGGGUUAAUGACCCCUUAUGUUUUAAUGUCUCAAACACAUGAGAUACGACCAGGCGUAUACUAUUGUUUACAGGAGUGGCCAUGGGCACCAUCAAACGACACAGACCUCACCGAAACAUAUAAAGUGCUUAAGAGCUUCCACAUCAGCGUUUUUGUCAUAGUAUACGCGUUACCUCUCUCCAUAACAAUAAUCAUUUACUCCUUAAUUUGCCGAAAAUUGUGGUUGCGUAAGAUUCCAGGAAAUGUGACAGAUACCAACCUUGCUGCUGAAAAAAGGUUAAAACGCAAGGUAACACGUCUGCUGGUCAUCACAUGCGUGGUAUUUGCAGUAUGCUGGUUUCCAGUCUAUGUGAAUAAUUACUUCUGGUACGUACGACCUGAUCAAAGUCACAAGUUACCGCUGAAGGUUAAGCUGCUAUUCAACAGGUUAGCACAUGCAAACAGUGCUUUAAAUCCAUGUCUUUAUAUUCUCCUGAAUGAAAACUUUCGCAAGGCGUUUUUUGCAACCCUGAACAAUUUCUGUCAAUUUGGCUCUUCAAAAAACAAUUCCAGUGAUACUAAGUCAAAUAUUUUGAGGUUUGUAACAGCCGCCUCUCGUAAAACGAAUGCUUAUGCAUUACCACAAGGCCCAACAAGGGGCAAAUCUGGACAAGCAAACUUAGCGCUUUCUUUGGUGAGUAUCAGGGAUGCUCGUUCGACAUUAAAUAAUCUUACUAAGACGUCCCUGAACAAUAACACAAAAGAAACCAAGGAUAACGCCCUUGAUGAUGCAAUCCAAGUGUAG